AUACCACUUAUAACCACCUUUUGAAAAUGUUGUUGGACAAAUAUAGCCUUUUCCGUUAGAAACAUUGACGGCGUUACUAACACCGUCAAAUAAGUAGACGGUUUGCUGAUUAGGCGAGAAGAAAUCGAACACGUCAGCGCCAACUAAGCAAUUCUUGACACGUCAUAUAUUACAUUAUUAAAAAAAAAUCUUACCAUAUAUUCCCAUUUCCAUCGAAGCGAGUCCUUCAGCCCCAAUUAAAAAAAACCCUAACACUGUUUCAAAAAAAAAAAAAAAAAAACCCUAACACCAAGUAUGGUGUUCUAUCUCUUACAAUUGUCGCCGUCUCUCUCCAUACUUGACCCAAUCUAUUCCGUCUUCUUCCUCUUCAAAUCCCACAAAAAUCUUCCCCAAAAGUCAUCCAAAUCCUCACUUCCCCUGUACCUCCACUCGUCCCCAACAAUCCAAUCCCACGUUUCCCUUGUGGCUCCUCCUCACCCCGCACAGUCAUCCCUCCUCCUCCACGACAAGCUCAACCACAUGUCUGGCAAAGAUACGGAUCUGGAACUGGGAACCAGAAAUUCGCUUCCCCUUUCUCCUCCGUCCUGUUCAAUCUUCCUUCUGGCGAUGACGGCGACGUCGAGGACAACCUUCGUCCGUCAUCCGUGGACGGAGAGAAGCAAAUCGCUCGAUCGUUGUUGCCUUUCCCCACCGCCGCUGCCGCUCCCGUCCUCCUUCUCUCUCUCUGUUUGCUGUCUCGAUCGAGAGAGAUAGACAAAACUAUGGCGGACCGCUUACUGGAGAUCCGACUGAUUAUUGCAGUCGAUGGUGAUAUGAGGAGGGCAAAUAGAUAGAAAAGAUUACAAAGAGGGAGGUGGGUUGCUUUGGGAGAAGAAGAGGCAUGGAAGCAAAUGGUUUUUUUUGUUUUUGUUUAUUGGUGUUUAUUUCAGAGAAAGAAGAUAAGGAAAGAGGAAGAGUCGACAAAAUGGUUGGUGGGUAGGCUGCUUCGUGUUUUGUUUGUUUUUUUUUUUUUAAUUAUUGUCCACGUGGAAAUCACUGGCGGUCCACGUAAGCUGCUCCGCUUGUCUAGUUACACUUAACGUUAACAGCGUUAAAGAAUUGGACGGAGGUGGCUAUAAGUGGUAUUUCGCCAAAUGUGGCUAUUAUUGGCACAAACGUGAAAGUUUUGGCUAUGGAACUGUAUUUUGCCUUUAAAGUUUAAACUCACUAACUUCAAUACUUUACUCAUCUAUAUCAAUCACUAUAACUUAUUAUUAUUAUUAUUAUUAUUAUUAUUUAAACAAAAAUCUUGCUCAUUUUCUUACUUUUAUAAACAAUAUCUUAAUAGAACUUAAAAGUAUAAUUGACAUUUUGAAAAAAAAAAUUCAAUUUAUGUGAAGAACAUUAUAUAUGAUUAUUCGAGGGAGAUACAUAUAUUAAUUUUUUUCAGAUCGGAGAUGAGUAAAUUUUGAUAUGGCAUUUGCUUCAACCUUCUUUUCCUUAUAUGCUACGUAGAAGUAACUUCAGUUAAAACCUAAUGACAUUACUGAGUGUUCAAAUGGUUAUCAUGGUUAUAACCAAAUCAAAUAAGGCUAAAUUCCAUUAACCAUGGAAUACAAUAUCAUAACCAAACCGUCCAAACUAAUACAGCAACCAAAUUAACCAAACUAAAGUUUAAUCGGUUUGGUUAAUUGGUUAACCAGAUUAACCAAUAUAAAAUCGCAUUAUCAUUGAUGAUGAAAAUUUUCCGGUUAAUACAACAAUUCACAAUUUAUAUAAUGAAUAAAACAUAACAAUCAACACAUAGUUAUAGUUGACCCUUAACAAAAAUACAUGCAACUAAGACAAUUAUCUACGAUUAGUAUAGAAGUAUUCACCUAACAAAAAUUUAUGACAAUGGUAUGGGUUAAUGAAUUGUUGUGUUUGUGUAAAUUGACUUAGUCUCUUAUCAAUUAUCAUAGGCUGGAAAUGACCUUCCUUUCAAGUUUUCACCCAUUAUAAUGUAUGAAAUUUAUCUAAAUUAGGCAUCCAUAUGUUGUGGUCUACACUUUAUAUAUACAAAUAUACACUAUAUGAGAUAUAUUGAGCUUUAUAUUUCAUAUGAGUCUAAAAGGGAUGAACGUUAACUCUUGAGUUGUUAUACAAGUAUUAAGUAUGUGUAUAUAAUAUAUGUUAGAUAUAUGACUAAUUAAUUAACUGAUUAAUUUGGUUUAACUGGUUAGGAGUGUCUGAAACCAAACCAAACCACCUAAACCAAACAAGCUAAAAACUUUAACCAAACCAAACCAAUUAUCCAAAUUAACCAAAUCAAAUUAUCCAAAUAGUACCGAUUAAAAUGGUUACCACGGUAACCAAACCGUUUAAACACCCCUAUUACUUAGUGAAAAUUUUGUUCGGCAAAUGUCAACUUCGCAAACUUCAGAUCUUGAGUGAUAGUACCCUAUUUUAUUUUUGUGGAAGGAAAAUCCCGAGUUCCGAAGGAAAGAGACCCAGCUAGCUUGUUCUCCAGCAAAAGUUGCUUCUGAUUGCAGUCAAAACUCACACUAUGUUUGGCAACAAGGGGUGCAAGUUCGAGGGGUACAAGUUGAGGGGUAAAUUGUUGGGGGGUGCAACUUGGUGGAGGGUGUAAGUGGAAGGGUAAAUUGUUGUUUGGAUGAAAAAGUAGGGUGUGCAAAUAGAGUAAAAAGUAAGUAAUUAU
Linum trigynum is the source of this 2677-nucleotide messenger RNA. NCBI's taxonomy places the organism in Eukaryota, Viridiplantae, Streptophyta, Magnoliopsida, Malpighiales, Linaceae. The record is from the annotation of a GenBank genome assembly.